Messenger RNA from Esox lucius (northern pike), 4181 nucleotides. It is a transcript of the gene grm2a, whose product is annotated as glutamate receptor, metabotropic 2a. Gene Ontology annotation, biological process: regulation of synaptic transmission, glutamatergic; G protein-coupled glutamate receptor signaling pathway. Gene Ontology annotation, molecular function: group II metabotropic glutamate receptor activity. The record is from RefSeq and is a predicted model, not a curated record. NCBI's taxonomy places the organism in Eukaryota, Metazoa, Chordata, Actinopteri, Esociformes, Esocidae. The coding region runs from base 1169 to 3841 and encodes 890 amino acids. Gene Ontology annotation, cellular component: membrane. The transcript has 6 exons.
GGGAGUCACAUCACACAUUUCCCUCUUCUGCGCUGCCUUGUCGGAACUUGAGUAUGGACUGAAAAUUGGGAUCUAUUGACAUCGCAGCAAAGCUGUUAAGCAGUCUCCGAAGAGAUGCUAUUACGAGUUUUGCCGAUUUUAAAUAACGACCAUUUCCUGAGAUUCUCCAUUUACCUACUCAGCACACCCUACUCAACAUCUCUCGAAUAAUGUUUUAUUUUUUCUAAUUAUUAUUAUUUUGGGAAAUCAUUUGUUAGCUACUAUCACACAACACAUAGGCUAAAAAUCUUAAACUCAAUUGCAUCAUACUCAGGCUCUAAGCCCACCGACAGCUUUUUGGAGUCGCUUUCAUCCAUAGUCGUUCAGUCUGUUGUCUUCUGUUCUGAGAGUCAAUAAGAGUUCAAUUUACACGAUAGCUAUGGACCUGUACGUUCGUUUUAAAUGUUGUUUGAAUAUAUUUAUAUAAACUAUUCAUGUGAAUACAUUAUUUUACUUAUCACAUCUAAUUCACCCGGAAACAGAUUUGACAUUUUCGUUUUAUUUUAACAGCUUGAUUAUUGCGCUGUCUCACUUCUUCAAAUACUAGGCUAUCUGUUGCACAGCCGAGUUAUGAGGUGUGGGGUCACGAUUUAGUAGCCCAAUCCUAAGUGUGGGUAGUGUUGUUUUACUACUAGCCGCGGUGGUUAAAAAGGUCGGUUGACUUUUUUAACCACUUGCCAAGAAAUCUGAUCAGGUAAUCUGUGCGCUCGCCCGAGUCUUAUUCAGCACCAAGGACAGUUACUCACGCUCGGCUCAGCUGCGAGGCGCGAAAACUUCAUUCACUCGGUCCUUGUACCUUCGUUCAUCCACUGUCUACCAACCAAUUGUUUUUUCGGAAGAACAAAAGAUUUAUCGGUAAUAACACCAAGGAUAUGAAGUACCUGACCUAAUCCAUGGAACCUGUUGGACUUGGAAUCGCUCGGGAGUGAGAUUUAUUGGACAGGCUGUAAUCUCGUUAAAGAAGAACCUUAAAGAAGAUGCCAUUGAUGCAGGGGAUGGCCUCAGCGGGGACACAAAAACUGUCACUUUAAGAUCUGGCGUUGCUGUAUGCUCCUCAGCUCCAGAAAGAACAAAGAAAACCAGAGAAACGCCAGACAGCAGUGACCUGACUCCCUCAGGGCCUAGGGUCAUGUCACCGUGUAGGUCCCCCGGUUUGGGGCUUCACCCCACGCCCCGACCCCUCCAUCUCUAUCUGCUGGGUGUGUGUCUCUCUCUCCUGGGCCCACCGUGCCUCCCCAUGUCAGCCUUCAGCAUGGAUACCAAGAGGGAGAUCACGGUGGACGGGGACUUGAUAAUAGGAGGUCUGUUCCCGGUGCACCAGAAGGGGGAGGGCGUCGAGGACUGUGGGAAGAUCAACUCUCAGAGAGGGAUCCAGAGGCUGGAAGCCAUGUUGUUAGCCUUGGAUGAGAUCAACAGGGAUGAUCGCUUGCUGCCGGGGAUGAGGCUGGGAGCCCACAUCCUGGACACCUGCUCCAAGGACACCUACGCCCUAGAACAGUCCCUGGAGUUUGUCCGUGCCUCCCUGACCAAGGUGGACGACAGUGAGUACACCUGCCCUGACGGCUCCUACGCCAUCCACGACGACGUCCCCCUGGCAAUCUCUGGGGUGAUAGGAGGCUCCUACAGUGAUGUAUCUAUCCAGGUGGCCAACCUCCUUCGUCUCUUCCAGAUCCCUCAGAUCAGCUACGCCUCUACAAGUGCCAAGCUCAGUGACAAGAGCCGCUACGACUACUUUGCCCGCACCGUUCCCCCCGACUUCUAUCAGGCCAAGGCCAUGGCAGAGAUCUUGCGCUACUUCAACUGGACAUACGUGUCCACCGUGGCAUCGGAGGGUGACUACGGUGAGACCGGCAUCGACGCCUUCCAGCAGGAGGCCCGUGCCCGCCAGAUCUGCAUCGCCACCUCGGCGAAGGUCAGCCGAUCAAUGAGCCGCUGGAGCUAUGACGCCGUGAUCCGCUCUCUGGAACAGAAGUCCAACGCCAAGGUGGUCAUCCUCUUCACACGCAGUGAGGACGCCCGUGAGCUGCUGGUGGCAGCCAAUCGCAUGAAUGUGUCCUUCACUUGGGUGGCAAGCGAUGGCUGGGGGGCUCAGGAGAGUGUGGUGAGGGGUAGUGAAACUGUGGCGGAUGGGGCCUUCACCAUUGAGCUGGCCUCCUACCCCAUCCCCCAGUUUGCUGAGUACUUCACAGGUCUGAACCCCCACAAUAACACACGUAACCCCUGGUUCAGGGAGUUCUGGGAGAAUCGCUUCCAAUGUAGUCUCCAUGACCUUGCCUGUGGGAAGCAUUCUCUCCGGGAUGGCCUGUUUGAGCAGGAGUCCAAGAUCAUGUUUGUGGUGAAUGCUGUCUAUGCUAUGGCCCAUGCCCUGCACAACAUGAGGCAGGCACUUUGCCCCAACUCCACCACCAAGGUCUGUGACGCUCUGAAGCCCGGCAAUGGCAGGAGGUUCUACAGGGAAUAUAUCCUCAAGGCAAAAUUUGAUGCUCCAUUCCGCCCAGCAGACACAGAGAACAUAGUAAGGUUUGAUGCCUUUGGAGACAGUCUGGGCCGCUACAACAUCUUCCACUACCACAAAGAGGACGAACGCUAUGUGUACCGUAAAGUGGGCUACUGGGCCCAGAAUCUGACCCUUAACACCAGCCAGAUUCCCUGGGAGGGCCAAGCGCCUCCCACCUCCCAGUGCAGCGACCCCUGCAGGAAGAACGAAGUGAAGAGCAUGCAGCCAGGGGACGUGUGCUGCUGGAUCUGUAUCCCCUGCCAGCCCUACCAAUACUUGAUGGAUGAGUUCACAUGUGCCGACUGCAAGUUUGGUGAAUGGCCCCUGGCCAACCUGACAGGCUGCUUUGACUUGCCGGAGGAGUACAUUCGUUGGGAGGACGCCUGGGCUAUAGGUCCUGUUACCAUCUCCUGCCUGGGCAUGAUGUGUACUCUCUUCAUUAUCGGCCUUUUUCUCAAGCACAAUGACACCCCCGUGGUCAAAGCCAGCGGGCGGGAGCUGUCCUACAUCCUGCUGCUGGGUGUGCUGAUGUGCUACAGUAUGACCUUCAUCUAUAUUGCCAAGCCGUCCAUGGCUGUUUGUACCCUACGUCGACUCGGCCUGGGCACCUCUUUCGCGGUGUGCUACUCAGCGCUCCUCACCAAGACCAACCGCAUAGCACGCAUCUUCAGCGGGGUGAAGGACGGAGCCCAGCGGCCGAGGUUUAUCAGCCCUGCCUCCCAGGUGGCCAUCUGCGGUGGUCUGAUCUCCUGCCAGCUGAUAGUAGUUGUGGUGUGGCUUCUGGUGGAGACCCCUGGGGUCAGGAAGGAGGUGAGCCCGGAGAGGAGGGACGUAGUGACACUCAAGUGCAACAGCAAGGACUCCAGCAUGCUCAUGUCCCUCACAUACAACUGCGUCCUCAUCAUCCUCUGCACUGUCUAUGCCUUUAAGACCCGCAAGUGCCCUGAGAAUUUCAACGAGGCCAAGUUCAUUGGGUUCACCAUGUACAACCACCUGCAUCAUCUUGGCUGGCCUUCCAGCCAAUAUUCUAUGUCACGGCCAGCGAACUAUAGGGUGCAGACCACCACCAUGUGUAUCUCUGUCAGUCUGAGUGGCUCAGUAGUGUUGGGCUGCCUCUUCGCUCCUAAGACCCACAUCAUCUUGUUUCAACCCCAGAAGAACAUCACCUCACUCCGCGUGGCCACCACUCGCUUCAGCGUCACCACCGGCCCUGGAUCCAGCUUCUCUCAAGCUUCAGCCUCCAAUAUUGUGCCAACGGUGUGUAAUGGGCGAGAAGUGGUGGACUCCACGACUUCUUCCUUGUGAACACUGACUGACUGAGCCUCAUGUUCCUUUUGCUGCCAAACAUCGUAUACAGAGUUCUAUAAUCACUAGUCCAGAAUCAGCUGUUUCAGAUAUUAAAGAGGUCACACAAAAGAUUGUCCUAAAUUUGUUGUCCUCUAAGUGCUGUGAGUACAAUGUCCCAAUUCUGUUUUCGUUCUCUGACUAGUAGCGAAGAGAUGCCAAUAAAAGUGCAGUAUUAUAGCCCUUCUUUUAAUUGCAAAAUGAAGAAAAGUAUAGUAAUUUACUUGAGACAUGGAGUAAAUUAUAGUAAAUCUGUUAAAUGUAAUAUAUACAUAAGAUGUUUUUAAUGUAGAUUUUGGUG